AAUAUAUAUUCUUAGGGAUAAUUGAGGUUGGAAGAAGUAAAUCUUAUCAAUUGUCUUAUAUCUAUACAAUAUUUUGAACGUUAUGUCAGAAGAGCCUGACACCAAUUCUGUCUUUGAUGAAGUAGAGGAGGAUAACAAUCCAUUUUCUCAUACGCAAGGUCUUGCGAGUCUUAUCAAUGAUGGGAAAGCUGUGGAUAUUGUGGAUGACACCAAUGAGGACGGGACGUCUACAACCCGGGUGCUGUCGCUACAGGGUCCCGAAGAGUCUGUAUUGCUUUACAAGAGCACUGCACCACUGCAACUGCUAACCUCUAACCAGAAUGUGGGGGCAACUCAGCCAGAUCAGGCAGUUGACGGCGGUGAAGGGUCCAAUGUGGUCGUUAGUGGAGACUUUGAUUUUAACAGAAUACAACUCAAUCAUGAAACUAGGGUUACAAGACUCUUGAAACCACACACAAAGGUGCGGAUCCAGAUAACCGAGGCUGGUAAUUCGAACGAAGGAGUGCUGAACUCACUGAAGAAGUAUAUCGUAUACACGAUUAGAUUGAUCAAUGUGGACGAUCCAAGUGAAGAUAUCCAAACCAGAAGAAGAUACAGUGACUUUGAGAGUCUUCGAGAUAUACUCACUAAGAUAUUCCCCUUGGUCAUAGUGCCACCUAUUCCUCCAAAGAACUAUUUCAAUUUGAAUGUGUUGAAUGGAUUAGUUGCCAGUAACAUACUGGUGGCAAGUGUUACGAGUGGUGGUGGAACAGGCACUGGUGGUGGACAUAUGAAUGGUGCAGGGGAUGGUCCAGUCGGGGAAUCCAACACCGAUGCUGGCGGGUCUGGCGGUGCUGCUGGUGCUGGUGCUGGUGUCAAUGCGGGUGUUGGUGAGCCUGCUGAAAACAAGGGACCAAGCAAUGGAGGAACCAAGGACAACAUCAUCAACAAUUCUAUUGGACUCCCCAACAACAAUUACUCAUACAUCAACUCAAAUCAUCUUAAUAAACACAAAUUGGUGGAACAUCGGAAAAGGUUAUUAUCUAACUUUUUAAAUAAUUGUUUGGAAAUACCCAAGAUCCGGAAUCUUGAAUUUUUUUCCAAGUUUUUAGAUCCCAAUGCUAAUUGGACAGAUGAGAUAGUAUUGAUCACCAGCCAACUCCCUAAGUCAGUCUACCAACUGAAUCCAGAAAAUGGACUCCAAACCGAUGGAAUAUAUACCAACUUACCCCUCCCAGUCUCUAGUCAUAGUCUACCACGAGCAUUAUUGCGACCACUUCAAGAAAACAAAAAACGAUUUAACCGAAGAAGAGAUCAAAUCUUGGGUACAGACACCCCUGCUACGGAAAGUAACCAUACUACCACUGCUAAUAAUAAUCUGGUUGAUAACACGGAGGCAGUAGUGGCUGAUGGAAGCGAUCAAGAUAUUAUUAAUACGACACUUUUAGAUUCUACAAAUAAUCGAAUCAUGGAAAACUUUAUUGGAUUAGCAAAUGAUUACACUGAAUUGGGGAGUAUAUUCAAUUCCUUCUCUCUAAUACUUUCAGAUUCCCCAGAUAUCCGCGGGAAGCCACUUAUGGAUGAAGAAAUCAAACUUAAUAUCAUUUUUGAUAAAGUGGGACAAGUAUUCGAUCGGUCAUAUAUAACCCUCAACUCAUUAAUUGGCGAUUUAGAAACUAAGUUUUCGGAACCCUUAGGGGAAGCCGUAAGGUAUUCAUCAACACUUCAAAGUAUUCGAAAAUUCAAAGACCGGAAAUUGCGCCAAUCUGUACUUUUGGAACGAGAAUUGGAAGAUAAAAAGAGAGAAUACAACGAGCUCCUGAGGUUUGAAGCCGAAUCAGAACGGGUUGAACUGGCAUAUGGUCAAGGUGGUGGCACAGUUCGGAAUGCCAAAUAUGAUUUGAAGGCUGAUCCUACCCCGAUUUCCAAGAGUAAAUACAAGUUAUUCCCUCUGAUGAAUUCAUUGAAGAAAAUUACCCAAUAUGUGAGUGAUAUUAUAGACCAGAACCCUGAAGAAACCCGUAAACAGAAGCUUGUGGCACUCAAGAAUAAGAUUGAUAUCCUUGAAGUAUGCCAAGUUCGUAUGGCUGAGGAUAUCUCGUAUAUUGCUGAUGAGCUUAAUAACAACUUCAAAAGCUUCCAAAAACGCCAAUUGAAAAUGAUUUAUGACAUUUUACUUCGUUAUAAUGGUUUCCUUAUUGAUUGGGCGAAGAAGAAUGUGGAGAUAUGGGAGGAUAUUCGUGAGGAAAUCCAGAAAUUAUAAUGAAAUUUCUAUUUGUAUGUACGUACAUGAAUAUAUAAUAUUCUUCGAUAUAAAGU
Messenger RNA from [Candida] anglica, 2298 nucleotides. The record is from the annotation of a GenBank genome assembly. Lineage: Eukaryota; Fungi; Ascomycota; Pichiomycetes; Serinales; Debaryomycetaceae.